CCUAGCGCCUAGUUCUCUCCCGGCUGCAGAGCUGGCCGCCCAGGGGGAGUCGCAGAGUUUGGAAGAUCUCUCUAACACCUCUCGGCCAAGACCCUACAUUAGACAAUGGAAAUGCCAAGUAAUCAUGAUAUGCUGUGAUCUUAAGAACUUCAGAAGUGUAUAAGAUCAGCUUUAUCUUUCCAAAUGGAGACAAGUAUGAUGGCGACUGUACAAGAACAUCUUCUGGAAUCUAUGAGAGAAAUGGAAUAGGUAUUCAUACCACUCCUAAUGGGAUUGUCUACACAGGAAGCUGGAAAGAUGACAAGAUGAAUGGUUUUGGAAGACUUGAGCAUUUUUCAGGAGCAGUAUAUGAAGGACAAUUUAAGGAUAAUAUGUUUCAUGGACUGGGGACUUACACAUUCCCAACUGGGGCAAAGUAUAUUGGAAAUUUCAAUGAAAAUAGGGUAGAAGGUGAAGGGGAAUAUACUGAUAUCCGAGGACUAGAAUGGAGUGGUAACUUUCAUUUUACAGCUGCUCCAGACCUGAAAUUAAAACUUCACAUGUAGAUGUGCUUCACAUUGUAGAUUUAAUGUUAAAUUAAAGUUUAAAUGUAGUAAUUGAAGCUUUUAGUUGUAAGGAAAGCAACUUAAUCUGUUAUUUGAAAUGACUUCAUACACUACCCCUAUAAGUUUGCCCAAUAAAACCAUCACUUCCUUACGUCUU
Messenger RNA from Cercocebus atys (sooty mangabey), 702 nucleotides. It is a transcript of the gene MORN2, whose product is annotated as MORN repeat containing 2. The coding region runs from base 306 to 545 and encodes 79 amino acids. The transcript is spliced from 6 exons. The record is from RefSeq and is a predicted model, not a curated record. NCBI's taxonomy places the organism in Eukaryota, Metazoa, Chordata, Mammalia, Primates, Cercopithecidae.